Salvelinus fontinalis (brook trout) is the source of this 4802-nucleotide messenger RNA. RefSeq names its product ras-related protein Rab-9A-like. Gene Ontology annotation, biological process: Rab protein signal transduction; retrograde transport, endosome to Golgi. Bases 276 to 968 code for a protein of 230 amino acids. The transcript is spliced from 3 exons. NCBI's taxonomy places the organism in Eukaryota, Metazoa, Chordata, Actinopteri, Salmoniformes, Salmonidae. The record is from RefSeq and is a predicted model, not a curated record. Gene Ontology annotation, cellular component: phagocytic vesicle; late endosome; lysosome. Gene Ontology annotation, molecular function: GTP binding; GTPase activity.
CAAAAGCCAUGACGCAUCAGUGUUUAGAAUGUCAAUUUCCUGCUCUACUUUUAUAUACUUUUUCAGUAGUAAAAGCACAAUUACACACACAUUAACAGCUUCCUUUAUCCAUUUUGCCCACAGUAGGCGUGACAAACGAUCGGUCAUAUGAGCGUCAGUAGCGCCAUGUCACCGGGAAACCGCUCGUGAGGAUUUCGCAAAGGGAUGGAGUGGUAUGGCACCGCCGAAGUACAUUAUAAACAGCAAGGUGCUGAAUUAGGCUAUGGUUUGCCCUGAUGCGUAACGGUAGCAGCAGCGCUUCCCAGACCAUCUCCCCCAGCCAGCUACUCCACCAACCCUUCAGCCCAGGCCCAAGCCCAGCCAUGACAGCCAAGUCAUCCCUGCUCAAGGUGAUCCUCCUGGGGGACGGCGGCGUGGGCAAGUCCUCCCUCAUGAACCGCUACGUCACCAACAAGUUUGACACGCAUCUCUUCCACACCAUUGGCGUGGAGUUCCUAAACAAGGAGCUGGAGGUGGACGGGCGCACCGUGACGCUCCAAAUCUGGGACACGGCGGGCCAGGAGCGCUUCCGCUCGCUCCGGACACCUUUCUACCGUGGUUCCGACUGUUGUCUCCUAACCUUCAGCAUGGAUGACAACCAGAGCUUCCACAAUCUCAACAACUGGAAGAAGGAGUUUGCCUACUACGCUGAUGUCAAGGAACCCGAGAAGUUCCCGUUCGUGAUCCUGGGUAAUAAGUUGGAUGUGCCAGAGAGGCAGGUUUCGGGCGAGGACGCCCGCCAGUGGUGCCGCGAGAACGGCGGCCAUCCGUACUUUGAGACGAGCGCCAAGGACUCGACCAACGUGGCGGCGGCGUUUGAGGAGGCGGUGAGGAGGGUGCUGGCGCAGGAGGAAAGGGGGGAGCACCUCAUCCCCACGGACACAGUGGACCUGCACAGGAAGCCGCGCUCUGGCGCCUCUUGCUGCUGAGGAGAUGUAGGGUUGAUUACCUUUAUUUGACUCUUAAAGGCUCAAUGCAGCUGGGCAAAAAUAGCUUUUUAGCGAAAACUAUUUCUCAAGCAAGAAUAUGGCUAAGACUGGGAAAACUAACUGUUAUUGGAAGAGAGGUUUGGAACUGUCUUUGUUAUUGGUCUAUUAACCAAUCAACCGCAUAGUGAUGUCGCCAUGGAAAGCUGAAAAUCCAGCCCAUGCAAACCUGCUGAUUUAUAAUGUUCUGUGUAGAUUGUAUUUUCAACCACCAACUAUCAGGAAAUAAACUGAUCCAAUUUUUUUAGUUUUUACAGUGUUUGUUUAAUCAGCUGUUAUACAAUAUGAAUUUUGACUGCACUGGGCCUUUUUAAAAAGACAGCAGGAGCUAAUUUGAACUUCUGCUGCCCAAUUCUGGCCAACUUGGCUGUAACUUGUGAGUACUGAUGAUACCAACGGCCACCUGGUUCCAAUUCUCCUUUUUAGCUGUGGUUAAUGCAUUCGUUCUGCUCUGUGCUCCUCCCUUGGUUUACACGACUGCAUGUGCACGCGGACACAGCCUGUUCAUACACACGGACCCACAAAGGCUAUAUAAGUUUCAUCAUACACAGGAGUGCACAUAGUUGGGCCUGCUUUUGGCAUUCCUUUGUGCUGGCGAGAGUGUGUGUGUGUUAUCAGUGACCACUACGAUCAAGAGAUUACUUUGUUGUGCAUUCCUCCUGCCAAGAGUUGCACUACUACUGUGCUGAAAGACGCAUACAGUAAUGACUAAAUAUUUACAUUUUAGUCAUAGCAGACGCUCUUAUCCAGAGCAACUAACAGUAGUGAGUGCUGUACAUUUUAUGUACUUUUUCAUACUGGUCCCCUGUGGGAAACGAACCCACAACCCUGCCGUUGCAAGCGCCAUGCUAUACUAAUUGAGUCACAUGGGAAAUAUUACAUUGUCAUCCCAUCUAUUAAAUGGGCUGAAUGUGCCAAAUUAAUAUUGUUGGUUGUUAAAUCGUAUUUUGUAGUAAUGUUAGUGGUGGUAGUCAGUACACAGGCUAACUGAACGACAGUAUGUGUUGGGGUAAAACCAGAUGGUUCUGUCCAGUCUACAUCAUAGUACAAAUGGAAAGAAGAUUCCAGUCAAACCCAUUUCUCUGAUUAUUCUCACUUCAUGGGCUGAGUUUAAACCCACUCAACCCAGCCAUGCAAAUUUUGGCUAUGUGAAUUCGAAGCCGUUCAUUGGCUGGAUCACGUACUCUAUAGUGCAGACCAAUGUUGAAUGGACUCCCAUCAACAUCCAUAAGUGUGUCCAGCAUUCAUAAUGACCGUAAGAGCUUUAACAUGUUUAAUCUCAUCCCAUUUCCAGAUCAACCGUCAAAAGCCUUUUUUAUAGCCAUGUCAAUGUGUGUUCGAUAGGAAUGUCAGCUCACUGAAGCUUGUAGAUUGUUUUUUUUAGCUACAAAAACAUUUAGCUUGAAUUUAUUUUCAUUUAUUUACAGUCACUCACUAUGCAAACUAGUGCACCCGAAGCCUCAGGAUAUAAGUGCAUUAGCUAGCCUAACUGUUCUCGGAGAGUUUGGAAAUGAAUGGCUUUUUAAUGUUAGAUUGCCUGGAACUGGACUAGCCAUUUAGGAAUGGAGCAGCAAACCCAGGGCCAUUGCGCCACAGUUUGUGAUAAGUAGGCUAUUAGCUGACUUGUGCUAACAUGAGUUCUGUGUACUGUAGCCCCAAGGAAACCAGUCGUAAAUACAUACCAGCUGUUUCUACAUUUUGCUGUAAAACAAGACCAAACAUGACACUAAAAACUGUAGGCCAAUUGUGGUUUGUUUUUAUGUAAAAAAAAUAAUAUGUAUAUAUAUAGUUGGUAAUUUGACAAAAGACAGUGAUGUCACCAGUAUUCAAAUGCGAACCAGUAAUUUCUACAGCAGGGUUCCCCAACUGGCAGCAUGCGGCACACCAAGUUUUAUGAGCAUAUACAGUACCAGUCAAACGUUUGGACACACCUACUCAUUCAAGGGUUUUUCUUUAUUUUUUACUAUUUUCUACAUUGUAGAAUAAUAGUGAAGACAUCUAAACUAUGAAAUAACACAUAUGGAAUCAUGUAGUAACCAAAAAAGUGUAGAUUUUACAUUCUUCAAAGUAGCCACCCUUUGCCUGGAUAACAACUUUGGACACUCUUGGCAUUCUCUCAACCACCUUCACCUGGAAUGCUUUUCCAACAGUCUUGAAGGAGUUCCCACAUACGCUGAGAACUUGUUGACUGCUUUUCCUCCGUCUCAAUUGGGUUGAGGUUGGGUGACUGUGGAAGCCAGGUCAUCUGAUGCAGCACUCCAUCACUCUCCUUCUUGGUCAAGUAGCCCUUUACACAGCCUGGAAGUGUGUUGGGUCAUUGUCCUGUUGAAAAACAAAUGAUUGUCCCACUAAGCACAACCAGAUGGAAUGGUGUAUCGGUGCAGAAUGCUGUGGUAGCCAUGCUGGUUAAGUGUGCCUUGAAUUCUAAAUAAAUCACAGUGUCACCAGCUAAGCACCAUCACACCUCCUCCAUGCUUCACGGUGGGAACCACACAUGUGGACAUCAUUCGUUCACCUUCUCUACGUUUCACGAAGACACGGUGGUUGGAACCAAAAAUCUAAAAUUUGGACUCAUCAGACAUAUUUCCACCGGUCUAAUGUCCAUUGCUCGUGUUUCUUGGCCCAUGCAAGUCUCUUAUUGUCCUUUAGUAGUGGUUUCUUUACAGCAGUUUGACCAUGAAGGCUUGAUUAACACAGUCUCCUCUGAACAGCUGAUGUUGAGAUGUCUAUUAUUUGAACUCUGUGAAACAUUUAUUUGCGCUGCAAUUUCUGAGGCUGGUAACUCUAAUGAACUUAUCCUCUGAAGCAGAGGUAACUCUGAGUCUUCCUUUCCUGUGGCGGUCCUCAUGAAAGCCAGUUUCAUCAUAGCGCUUGAUGGUUUUUGCGACUGCACUUGCAGAAACUUUAAAAGUUCUUGAAAUUUUACGGAUUGACUAACCUUCAUGUCUUAAAGUAAUGAUGUACUGUAAUUUCUCUUUGCUUAUUUGAGCUGUUCUUUCCACAAUAUGGACUUGGUCUUUUACCAAAUAGGAUAUCUUAUGUAUACCCACCUCUACCUUGUCACAACACAACUGAUUGGCUCAAACAUAUUAAGAAGGAAAUAAAUUCCACAAAUUAACUUAACAAGCCACACCUGUUCAUUGAAAUGCAUCCCAGGUGACUACCUCAUGAAGCUGGUUGAGAGAAUGCCAAGAGUGUGCAAAGCUGUCAAGGCAAAGGGUGGCUACUUUGAAGAAUCUGACAUAUUAAAUAUAUUCUGAUUUGUUUAACACUUUUUUGGUUACUACAUGAUUCCAUCUGUUAUUUCAUAGUUUUGAUGUCUUCACUAUUAUUCUACAAUGUAGAACAUUUUUUAAAUAAAGAAAAACCUUUGAAUGAGUAGGUGUGUCCAAACUUUUGACUGGUACUAAUAUAUAUAUAUAUAUAUAUAUAUAUAUAAAAAAAUUGUUGGACAUAAGACUGUAAAAACACUGGCAAGUGUGUGAUUUUUUUUAUUUGGAAAUCUGUUCCAAAGUAUUCCCACGCAUUAUAGAAAGAUACAUGUGAUCGUAUACAAAUUUAAGCAAGGUUUGAAAUUAUUGUUUUAGUCAUAUUUGAUCUUUGGGCUUCUUGUGGUCAAUUUGCAGUCUAAAAAUAAUUGACCAUCCACUCAAGAAAGAAAAUGUUCCUGUAUAUUAAUGUCUUGCAUUAAAACAUGAACCACCCUGAAACACUAUCAAUACGGUCUUAAAAUGUAUGUUUUUGUGUGUUGAAAUAAAGUUGGCCAUUUUAAACCUA